Molecule: messenger RNA, 1800 nt
Organism: Cinclus cinclus
Lineage: Eukaryota; Metazoa; Chordata; Aves; Passeriformes; Cinclidae
Product: sodium- and chloride-dependent GABA transporter 1-like
Exons: 14
Coding region: 1-1800 (599 amino acids)
Biological process (GO): sodium ion transmembrane transport; neurotransmitter transport
Cellular component (GO): plasma membrane
Molecular function (GO): gamma-aminobutyric acid:sodium:chloride symporter activity
Source: RefSeq, a predicted model, not a curated record
AUGGGCAAGAUGGACAACACUUCCGUGGAGCUGAACUCUCCCUCUGAGGUGAAACAGGCAGCCCUGGAGGAGCCGGAGCCCAUCAGCCCUGAAGUUGUGAGCACCAAGAAGAAGAAGGAGAUCCCUGACAGAGGUUCCUGGAAGGGGAAAUUUGACUUCUUGCUGUCCUGUGUGGGCUAUGCUAUUGGUCUGGGCAACGUCUGGCGCUUCCCUUAUCUCUGUGGCAAAAAUGGAGGAGGGGCCUUCCUCAUCCCCUAUUUCCUGACACUGGUGUUUGCUGGGAUUCCUCUCUUCCUGCUGGAAACUGCUCUGGGCCAGUAUACUUCUAUUGGUGGACUGGGAGUCUGGAGAUUGGCACCCAUGUUCAAAGGUGUGGGACUGGCAGCUAUGGUUCUGUCCUUCUGGCUGAACAUCUACUACAUUGUCAUCAUUGCCUGGGCUCUCUACUAUCUCUUCAACUCUUUCACUGCGGACCUGCCGUGGCAGAACUGUGGGAACGUCUGGAACACAGACCGCUGCUUCUCCAACUACUCCCUGAACGACACCACCAACCUCACCAGCGCUGUCACCGAGUUCUGGGAGAGGAACAUGCACCAGAUGUCUGGAGGCCUGGGGGAGCCUGGUACCAUCCGCUGGCCUCUGGCUGGCACGCUGGCCCUGGCCUGGCUGCUGGUCUACUUCUCCAUCUGGAAGGGUGUGGAGUGGACAGGCAAGGUGGUGUAUUUCUCAGCCACCUACCCCUACUUAAUGCUUUUCAUCCUCUUGUUCCGGGGAGUCACACUGCCAGGAGCCAAGGAGGGGAUCCUCUUCUACCUCACACCUGACUUCAGGAAGCUCUCUGACUCUGAGGUCUGGAUGGAUGCAGCCACUCAGAUCUUCUUCUCCUACGGCCUGGGGCUGGGCUCCCUAAUUGCUUUGGGCAGCUACAACCAUUUCCACAACAAUGUCUACAGAGACUCCAUUAUUGUAUGUUGUAUAAACUCCACCACAAGUAUAUUUGCGGGAUUUGUUAUUUUCUCUAUCAUUGGCUUCAUGUCACACAUCACGAAGAAGUCGGUGUCAGAGCUGGCCUCCUCAGGCCCUGGACUGGCUUUCCUCGCCUACCCACAGGUUGUCACACAGUUGCCCUUGUCCCCACUUUGGUCAAUCCUCUUCUUCUCCAUGCUGAUGAUGCUGGGUCUGGACAGUCAGUUCUGCACUGUGGAAGGGUUCAUUACAGCCCUGAUGGAUGAGUAUCCUCAAGUCCUAAGAGCCAGGAAGAAGAUCUUCAUUGCAGUAGUCUGCUUCAUCUCUUAUCUCAUUGGAUUCUCCAAUAUCACCCAGGGUGGCAUUUAUGUCUUCAAGCUGUUUGAUUACUACUCAGCCAGUGGCAUGUGUCUUCUUUUUCUUGUCUUCUUUGAGACCAUCUCAAUUUCUUGGUGUUAUGGUGUGAACAGGUUUUACAGGAACAUUGAAGAAAUGAUUGGCUACAAGCCUUGCAUCUGGUGGAAGAUCUGUUGGGCCUUCUUCACACCUCUUGUCUGCCUGGGUGUGUUCUUCUUCAGUGUGGUGGAAAUGACCCCUCUGACACUGGGAAAAUAUGUCUAUCCUGCGUGGGGACAAGGCAUUGGCUGGCUCAUGGCCCUGUCCUCCAUGGUUCUGAUUCCAGGGUACAUGCUCUACUCUUUCUUCACUUCAACAGGGACUCUCCGGCAGCGUUUGCAGCAGAUGACACAGCCCAGGCCAGAGGUGCACGCUCAGAACAACGGCCUCCAGCCGAAGACGUCCUUGAAUGGGAGGAUCUCGGAUGCUGCCGUGUAG